UUCACCGAGUCAGGCUCACAAUUUACAAGGAUCCGCGUUUUUGAUAUCCAGCUGUAUGAAAAACCUGGUCUCUCCACCGCGUCACCACCAAGAGUAAGCACGAAUGCUACACCAUUCCAAAGUACCAUGCCCGGAUCUGAACCAAAAGAUGCAUCAACUCAAGGCCCAGGAGGCUCCAACCCAUCUUUAAUUCCAGCAUUGUCUUCGGCCAUUGUGUUAAUCCUGAUCAUCAUGGUUAUAAUAGCUGUCUUUGUGCUUAGACGCAGGAGGUUCCGAGACCCGAAGGUGACUGAGCCAGUGGAUCAAGAGGACGACGACCCUAAUUUGUACAACAACCCAGUCUACUGUUCUAAAGAUGACGGUCUUCCUAUUCCAGAUCUUAUCAUCAGUACGAACUCCCACACCGGCAGUUUAUCCCAAGCACGGCAUCCGUCGACUUACAUGGACAAUCAAUAUGAAGAGUUUGAAGGCGAUCGUCACCCUGUAACCAACGCAGAUGGUUCUGCGUCACACCCGGAUGCCCUUAGAGACACCACGGCAGAGAGUAACACGCUGAACUCAAAUCCAUAUUAUACACUCGAAGAUCCAUCCAAUCAGGGUGGAAACACUAAGGCCCAUGACGAAGGAGACUAUCAUACUUAUGAACAAGCCCAAGGACCACAAACCUCAAAGAAGCCCGGCAGAAUAAACAAGGGACAAACAGGAACCGAUGACGUUUAUCAGGAGUUGAACAAUACGUCACUAUCAAUUGAUCCAUACUCUUCCCUUGCUAGUCCGAACAGCGGUUUGCCCAAGAAAGAACUGCAUAAUGGUGGGACACAGGGACAAUCGGAUGGUUCUGCUGUUCUCGACGAUGAGGAGGAGUACAAUGCGCUUACUUUCAAUAAAUCGUCAGAUAUCACGCGGGCGCUGAAGAAACCAAUUUCUGGUGGUGAGAAUGUGAACAAUGGCUAUGGUGUCCUUGACCUGCCAGAGCAGAAAGACUUUAAAGUAUCUGUCAACCCUCCCCAACUUCACAACGACGAUGUGUAUAAUACCCUUGAGGAGGGUCCACAAGAGCCAAUGAACGGAAAACAACAAGCUACAGACCAAUCUUCCGGAUACCAAGCUCUUAAGCUUGGACAAUCGAACAUUCCAAUAUCUCACCGAGUUCUUAACCUCAAGAUGGGAUCUACAGACGAUGGGUCCACUGGAGGAUACCAAAGUCUUUCACCAGGCACCAGAGGUCCAGGACCUAAGGCAGGAUCAUACGAAGGGGAUCAACCGGGUGAUGAAUCAGAAUACCAUAGCUACCAAGACCCGAGUCAAAUGAACCAAGAUGGAUCUGCUCGCACACCUACAGAGCUACAUGUCUUCUCAAGUGACAAUUACAAUAUUCUCAAUUCUGUAAAAGAAGUUGGAGAUUACCAUGGCUACCAAGACCCGAGUGAAAUGAACCAGGAUGGAUCUGCUCGCACACCUACAGAGCAGGAUGUCUUCUCAAGCAACAAGUACAAUGUUCUCAAUUCUGGAAAAGAAGUUGGAGAUUACCAUGUCUACCAAGCGACGGAUGAUACUGGUGUGGAUGAAGUGAAUUACGAAAAUUUAGACUCCAAGAUGAGUCGUGAGGAUGAAUAUUCUGAGAUAGAUCAGAGCCAAAACCACGCGCCCUGGACAAUAGAUAAUGCCACAUUCGAACCGAUAUAUAGCGAUGAAGUGUACUCGGAAUUUCAGUGAACUUAGGGCAGCCUUCAACUGGCUAAAACACUAGUGUAUGAUUAAACAUGUAGAAGCGCUGUGAUGACAAAGGUCAUUGCCUCAUUGUUAACACUGUAUGAUAAACAAGCGAGUGAUGUAUGUGCUACCACAAUAAUGUUCUUUUCGGGAAAUACAAGCUUUGUAAAUAUAGCAGUAAACUAGGAGGUUUGAAAUGUGCAUUAUAUCGUAGGCCCUAUUUCACGUAAAUUAUUCAGGACUAACGAUUUACAUGAAACAAAAUAUGUCCGGUGCGGAGUGUCCUUAAAUAUUUUCCUAUACGUGCGAAUAUUGUCAGCUUAUGUAAUAUCAAAUGUGAAGGUGGAUGUAUGCGAGUGAGCGUGUGUGCUUGUGUAUGCGUGAUUGGAUGUGUGUGUAGAUGGUUUGUAUGAGGGAAAAUAUGCAGAAUCCUUUCUUUGUGAGAAAAAUAUUAAUUCCGAGAAAAAAUAUUUAAGUAGAAGGUUUUUCAUAUGAGUGAUACACUUUCCUGUGUUUUAAUGGCAGACUCGUGUAUGCACUAAGUAGCUUGUAUUAGCAUGUAUCUGGUUCGGUCGUAUUGUUUUUACAUUUUUAAGUACCCUGAUUAUCUUUAUUUCAAGGAAUUAAUUUACUAUGCUGUACAUAAAUACAACGACAUUCUCUUUGUAUAUAGGAUUUUAAUUAUUUCAAUUUGUCAUUUGUAAGACAAUUUACAACAAAGAUCUUGAGGCGAUGUUAAUUCAGUGUUAUAAUUUCCAAUACACCGCUGUUCAUAUGAGCCCAUUGCUUACUGGAACCUGGU
Molecule: messenger RNA, 2515 nt
Organism: Strongylocentrotus purpuratus (purple sea urchin)
Lineage: Eukaryota; Metazoa; Echinodermata; Echinoidea; Camarodonta; Strongylocentrotidae
Exons: 4
Coding region: 127-1716 (529 amino acids)
Source: RefSeq, a predicted model, not a curated record